Molecule: messenger RNA, 4733 nt
Organism: Melanotaenia boesemani (Boeseman's rainbowfish)
Lineage: Eukaryota; Metazoa; Chordata; Actinopteri; Atheriniformes; Melanotaeniidae
Gene: edrf1
Product: erythroid differentiation regulatory factor 1
Exons: 25
Coding region: 355-4113 (1252 amino acids)
Biological process (GO): positive regulation of DNA-templated transcription
Molecular function (GO): protein binding
Source: RefSeq, a predicted model, not a curated record
GUAGCUUGCUUGCGGCUACAGUGUGAUAUGUACACAGAGUAGAUGGGAAAAGAAACAAGAGAAGCCUCAGGAUUGCGACAAUAGAAGCUAAACAUUUGUAUGAUUUAGAAAGUACUAGCAAAUUCUAAUAUUAGUGUCUAGGUUUAAUUUAAUUCGCGAGUUUUCUAUAUACUACUUCUUUCUUUUGCUCUUUUUUUUUACAAGCAUACGUGUCAGCGUCGAUCUUUCUUUGAGCUAGCUUGACAAGCUGUUUAACUUUGUCGCUAGAAUCCACGAAACACGCUUUAUAGUAAGCAAAUUGAUCUUUAUUUGGUGGAUUACCCGCUCCAUUGAUAUGUUGCGCUGUUUUUAAGAAUGUUAGAAGGAGUGAACAGUCGUUUGUCCAGUAUGAGCUCAUCAGCCGGGGACAGAGAACCAGGAAUACCCUUGGAUAAUGUAAAAGAAGACAUCGGUGGUCCUACCUGCUCAGGAGAUUACAGCCGACACGAUAAUGCAAUAUGCUCAGGCGACAGUGAAGUCAAGAGCAGUGCUGUUGUCAAGUACUCUGCUGCCCCACCUCCAGCGACAUAUGCCCUCCUGCAGGAGAAGACUGACCUGAAGCUACCACCUGCCAACUGGCUGAGAGAAAACCCCCAGCUCGGCACUGCUGGCACUACUGUUUUAGGCUCUAGCAGCAAAAGCAAGCCUUUUUCCAGUUUUGGGAUGGCCUAUGACUUCAUUGAUUGCAUUGGGGAUGAUGUUGAUGUGGUAUCAGACUCGGAGAACAUCAAGAAACUUUUGAAAAUUCCCUACAGCAAGUCUCACGUUAGUAUGGCUGUCCAUCGCGUAGGGAGAACAUUACUUUUGGAUGAGCUUGACAUUCAAGAACUCUUCAGGAGAUCCUCUCAGACAGGAGAUUGGACAUGGCUGAAAGAGUUUUACCAACGGCUAAUAGAUCAGAAAUGGCAGAGAAAAAAGAAAAGCAAAGAGAACUGGUAUCAGAAGGCUAUCCUGUCAAAGUUCCUCUACUACAGUAUAAACGGGGAUGGGGCUGCAGAGCCUGUAUCAGACAUGAAUGAAGGUGAAGAGGAGAAUGGAGCCGAAGAGUACAGUUCUUCAUGGCCCACCACUUUCACCAGCGCCACGUCUGAUGCAGAAGAACCAGAUGCUUCCAAGCAGGAAAGCGUUUCUGUGGAUAGCAAGUUUGCUCUGGAUCCUGUGAUGUCUGUACCUAAAGAACAAAACCUCCCUACUCUCUUCAAUGAAGGAGAAAACAGUCAGGGUUUAAGAAAUGACUUUGUGCGAAACAUCAUGUGGACAUUUGAGGAUAUUCACAUGUUAGUCGGAUCUAACAUGCCUAUAUUUGGAGGUGGUCGCUAUCCUGCAGUCAGUUUGAGACUCAGGGACAAUAAUAAGCCAAUCAACAUUUUGACGGGUAUCGACUACUGGCUCGACAAUCUGAUGUGCAAUGUCCCAGAACUUGUCAUGUGUUUUCACGUCAAUGGCAUCGUUCAGAAAUACGAGAUGAUAAAAACAGAGGACAUCCCUCAUUUGGAGAAUUCCACUUUUUCUACUAGAGUAGUGAAAGACAUUGCUCAAAAUAUCCUCUCCUUUCUAAAGUCCAACUGCACUAAAGAGGGUCACACUUAUUGGCUUUUCAAAGCAAGUGGGAGUGACAUUGUAAAGCUUUAUGACCUUACUACUCUGUGUGAGGAGGCCGAAGAGGAGAAAUAUCAGAAUCCUUUCACUCUUCCUGUCGCUGUGUUACUGUACAAAGUUGCCAGUAACUUGAUGCUGAAGGCGAGGCAAAACAGGAAGCACAAUGGCACAAUCAGAACUUUGCUCUUAAACUGUGUCAAACUUCUUGAUCAGGAGAGGCAUCCCCAGAUCAUUGCCUCGGCCCACUACAUGCUCUCAGAGCUGUUCCAGCUCGACGAGCCUCCCGGAGAAGACGGAGGGGAGUCACUGCGUGCUGGUGGCUCAGAAGACAGCUACAGUGAUGAAGACGGGGAAGAGGAGGAGGAGGAUCUGACAGAAGAUGAUGAGAAUGACUCCUACAGUAACUGCUCCAGGCCUCAGGAUGAUAGUAAAGCAGUGGCUGUGAUUCGCUCUGUAGGGGAGCUGUCGGUCCCUGAGAAAUACACAUCGACUCACCAGAUCAGACCAAGUAGUGCUUUUCCCGUUUCUCAAGACAAGGAGGAACGAUGCAGGCAUGUCCUGAGCUACGUACUGAAGGGGUUGAAGGCAGUGGAUGGCAGCAUCAAGAAGGAGAGCGAUCUUCCAUCUGCAGACCCUAACACACCCAUUCCUCUCAAAUACGAGGAUGUAGGCGCUAACUCAGCUCCUGAGAAAGACAUCUCUCUUCUGCUUGAAAGAGUUGAGCCUGUGCAGUCCGACCAGAAGCACCCAACACGCUCAGGGAUGAUCCCGGGAUCCUGGCAGCACCGUAUGAAGCUUCAGCUUUUCCUUAAAGCCUCCAAAGCCUACUACGUCCUGUCUGACGCAGCCACUAACCUGCUCAAGUACGGGCGAGCAUUACGCUACAUCAAACUAUCGCUGCAGUGUUACGAUGCUUAUUGUUCAGUGAGUGGAGCACUGCACCCACAAGUGCUUCACUUUCACAGCCAGUGCCUGUCUCUCUGUGGGGACAUCCAGCUGAUGUUGGCUCAGAAUGCCAACAAUAGAGCAGCUUACCUGGAGGAAUACAGCUAUCAGACCAAAGAAGACCAGGAGCUCCUGCACAGCCUGCACAGAGAGAGCAGCUGUCAGGCCUUCAGCAUGGCCACAGACCUGGCCAUGGACCCUGAGUACCAGCUGUUUGUUAGCAGUAAAUGUUAUGAGGCAGCGUAUGAACUGCUCGUCUCUGAGGCCUUGAAAGACCAUACUUCAGAUCAGCUGUCUCAGGUUCUCAAAAGGCUUGGCAACAUCCGUAAUGAAAUGGGAGUCUAUUAUAUGAACCAGGCUGCAGCAAUGCAGACCGAGAAAGAGGUGAAAAAGUCAGUGUCCACAGCAGAGCAGGAGUUGUGGAAAAAGAGUUUCGCCUUCUUUGAGAAAGGAAUGAAGGACUUUGAAGCCAUCGGGGACAGCACCAACACCGCCUUACUGCUGUGUAAUACAGGCAGGCUGAUGAGAAUCUGUUCUCAGGCCCACUGCACCAUCUCUACCAAUGACAGCAGAGGAGAGUUCUCACCUGAAGAGGCUCUUUACUACAACAAGGCCAUAGACUAUUAUUUACGAGCUAUGAAGGCACUGGGAAGCAGAGAGAACCACUCAGCAGUGUGGGACAGUGUAAACUGGGAGUUAUCCACUACCUAUUUCACCCUGGCUACACUUCUGCAGGAUUAUGCCCCACUGUCCAGGAAGGCCCAGGAGCAGAUUGAGCGAGAGGUGACAGAGGCCAUGAUGAAAUCCCUGAAGUACUGCGACCUGCAGACUGAGUCGGCCCGUCAGCCGCUCUACCAGUACAGAGCUGCCACCAUCCACCACCGCUUGGCCUCCAUGUACCACAGCUGCUUUCGCAACCAGGUGGGGGAUGAGCACUUGAGAAAGCAGCAUCGCAGCCUGGCAGAGCUCCACUACAGCAAGGCUGUCUCUUUAUUCCUCAGCCUUACAGACGCACCCUGUGAGCUGCUCCGCACAUUGCUGGAGAGGGUGGCUUUUGCUGAGUUUACAAUGGCAGGUCAGAGCAGCAGUGUGGCUAAGCUGAAGAGCCUGACUGGAGCAAUGGAUAUCAUGACAGAAACCCGCCAUGCUUUCCAGCUCAUCUCUAAAGAGCUGCUGGAAGAGCAGGAGGUGUCUUGUGAUCCACCUGCUGCUGAAUCAGCUGACUCUCCUGAUGUAGCCAGUGGCUCCAUGUCUGGACUAGAUCUCCAGGAAGUGAUUAAAUUAAUCAGUGUAUUUGAGCCAAGUUUCUCCUUCCUGCUGCUGCAGGUCAUCAAACUAAUGACCACAACGAAACGGAAACCAAGCAAUAAGGAUGAGGAGAUGCUGAAAACCUACAAGAACGUGUAUUCAAAGCUCCUGCGUGCUGAGAAAAAUGCACCACUGCUCAGUCGUGUUGAGCUCUACAUCGACCUGUUGCAGCAGCUGACAACACAAGCAGGAAGCGACGGGUCAGGGACACAGAAAUCAUGAUCAGUAAAGUUGUUACAGGAACCGACAAUGUAAAGUGAAAAGGUAUCAACACGCACAAGCUCAGGCAACAUAGUUAAAACUUUGAAGUUGCGUUCACCCUGCGCCUUUAAAAAAUGUUCAGCAUUUAAGUUACAGGAUUUGAAGUGUGCAUUUUUUUGUGAAAACUUGUAAAUUUAGAAGAUAUUUUUUUUUUUUUAAAUUGCUCAAAUGGUUAUGAGUCACACAUGAAGUUUUGAUGUGAAGGGUUUUUUUUUUUUUUGACCAUACCAAACACCAGUUAAGUGGGUAUUUUUAAAAUUAUUUUUCUGUUUACAGAAAAACGUCCCAUAUUUGAAAGCUGGUACUAUCAUAAAUGGAGAUGCAGCAUUUAGCACAAGUCCAGAGUAAUUUUAUUAUAAUUGGUGUUUUUGAUAUUCAAGAAUACCGUGACUAGAAUAAACUGAAGUGUGACUGAUGGGCAGAAAUUUGAUCCGUUGCGUAAUUUGCUUUAAAAACAGUGUGCAAUACUUAAGCAGCAUUCAAUGCAAACUCAUAAGAUGAGUGUUUCCAUAAUGCUGUAUGUAAAAAUGUGAAUUUAUAUCAGCAUGGUUUGCUAUGAGAAAUAAAGACUUUACACAUUG